Messenger RNA from Paraglomus brasilianum, 890 nucleotides. The record is from the annotation of a GenBank genome assembly. Lineage: Eukaryota; Fungi; Glomeromycota; Glomeromycetes; Paraglomerales; Paraglomeraceae.
AUGUGUCCGAGUAAAAGACUAUUGAAAGAAUCGGUAGAGCAUGCUGGAGAAAGAAUCUCCAAAGCUCAGUUUAAUGAAUAUAUAAGGAGGAGAGGAACUUUCGUCAAUGCUAACGUGGCCAAUGACAAAUUUAUGCGGAUGCUUCAAGGAACAUACGGAAUAGAUUUGCAGAAGCUGACCGUUAGACCAGAGUUGGAUACAGGUGAUGAAGACGAUGUGGAAGGAUCUCGACGAAGGUUGCCUUUCAUCAAAAAGGAGCAUUUCGUAAACUAUAAUCUCUUUCGGAAAAGAUAUUGGGAUCAUUUCGAUCAUGAUAGUAAACGAAACUUGGACUGCGGACUAGUUUACUCCGAGUUUGCUGUCAUCAAAGGCACGGAUCCAGUGGGUCAUUUAUCAAGAGAAGAGUAUCAAGCUAUUAGCACUAAAAAUUAUCCAGCAUCCGUAAUCAGGACAUUGGCUAUUUUGCGUUGUGCCAGAAAGGCAGCACUUGGCGGCCCACACAUUCAUGAAGUAUACAUUGAUGAAUGUCAAGACAAUAAUAUUUCCGAUUUUGCGCUUAUUUUAGAAAUCUUCGAUUGUGUCGACAGAAUUUUUUUGGCUGGAGAUAUAGCACAAUGUAUUGCCGCAGGAUCUUCAUUCCGCUUUCAGGCAUCGAUUGUUGACAUCACACACCAUUUUUUCCCUGAUUGUAUCGAUAGUUUGAAACCUGAGACUAGCGAAGUUGGUGGUCCGCGCCCCGUAGUUUUCGGCGACUUUCGGGCUAAAGCUUAUUUCGAUGGCUUGUCCACGAACGAGGAACAAAUUCGCGAUGCGGGAUUGGUAAUGACAAUAUUCGAAACAAAAGGCAUGGGCGAUGUGCUUUUAUUUAAUUUCUUCACUGAUUUAUCGAG